Messenger RNA from Schistosoma spindalis, 978 nucleotides. NCBI's taxonomy places the organism in Eukaryota, Metazoa, Platyhelminthes, Trematoda, Strigeidida, Schistosomatidae. The record is from the annotation of a GenBank genome assembly.
GUAUACCUCUUAUUUAUUUAUUGAAUAUUGAAGUGUUCAAGUUGAAAGCGAUAGAUUUGCUUAUUUUUCUUUUUUCUUUUCUCUCCCAAAAUAUUUUACGCAUAAUCAAUACAGAAAUUUUUGUGUAAUAGAAGUAAAUUAACAAAAAGAGGAAAAAUCUUUUUUUCUUUUUCUUUUAAAAAUAAUUUUUACUUUAACAAAUUAAAAAAAAUGAAUUUUUCUGAAGUAUUAAAGAAAAUUCCAACACCACAAGUUUCAAUGCCACAAAUACCACAAAUGAGUAAAUUCGGGAUAAAUAGUAAUAAAGAAGAUAUAGGAAAAGCUCCAAUUAAUAUGACACAGGAGGAUAUGCAACAACUGAUUCAUUAUAUUGGUGAAUCUGUUCUUAUUCCAGAGGAUGGAGCGUUUAUUGCAUUGUGGAUUCUUACUCUCAUUGAUCAUUGGAAUAAUGAACAUGAACGUUUAAUUGUAUUAACUGAAAGAAAUUUCUAUAUAUUAAGAUAUGAUUUUCUUCAAUGUCGUGUACGUGAUAGUCGUCGUGUAGGUCUUGGACAAUUGAUUAGUGUUAUAACUGGACCACUUGUAUUUCCAGCAAAAUCAUUAAUGCCUAUACGUAGUUCACCUGGUGUUCAAUUGAAAUGGGGUGAUGAAAAUGAUGUGAAAAUUACACAAAAAUGGAAUCCAUUAUGUCGUAGUCUACCUUAUGCUACAUUAACUCAUCAUCCACUUUAUUCUAAACGUGAUCAAUUACCAUCAAAACAAGUGAAUGUACCAGGUGCCGGUUAUGAGGAUUUAUCUAAUCCAGUAUCUGUAUACGAUGUGAAUAAUUUUCUUACAGCAUUACGAGAAGCUUGUUCUGGUAUGAAUAUUCAGUUUACCAAUGGUGAAAUUGUCAUUGAAAGUUAUGGUAAUUUAGGUAGUGUAGUAUUCAAUCAAAGUAAUUUGGGUUUUGCUAAACCAAAACCACUUACAUCAUGA